AUGUCGAAAUUUUCGGUCAAAAAUGGGCACAUCAAACGAAUCACUGAUGAGGAGAUCCAAUCGCUGGUUUUGGAGAUAAUGGGAGCCAAUGUUAGCACUUCGUAUAUUUCGUGUCCGGUCGAUCCGAAAAAGACGCUCGGAAUCAAAUUGCCCUAUUUCGUGAUGGUUGUGAAGAACAUGAAGAAGUAUUUCACGUUUGAGGUGCAAAUUUUGGACGACAAAGGGGUGAAGCGUCGAUUUCGCGCCUCGAAUUUCCAAUCGUCGACAAGAGUGAAGCAAUUCAUUUGCACGAUGCCGAUGCGUCUCGACGAGGGCUGGAAUCAGAUCCAGUUCAAUCUCAGCGAUUUUGUGAAGCGCGCCUACGGCACGAAUUAUGUGGAGACACUUCGGAUUCAGAUUCACGCGAAUUGCCGAUUGCGACGCGUCUAUUUCGCCGAUCGACUUUAUACGGAAGACGAGCUUCCCGCCGAGUUCAAAUUGUAUUUGCCGAUUCGCGGAGCGGCGGCAUCGUCGUCGCAGGCCGGACCCAGUGGAAUGGCCCUAACUGCGGAAUAA
Messenger RNA from Caenorhabditis bovis, 555 nucleotides. The record is from the annotation of a GenBank genome assembly. NCBI's taxonomy places the organism in Eukaryota, Metazoa, Nematoda, Chromadorea, Rhabditida, Rhabditidae.